AUGCGGCAGCCUCCAGCCCAGCGCCAACGCCAAGCCGACACAGGAACGCAACAAAAAGUGCUCGAGGCCGUACGUAGCCACGACGACGCCUGCCUGUUCGCCGUACCGCUGGACGAGACGAUGUGUCCGGGAUACUUCAGCACCGUCAAGGAGCCGAUGGAUUUGACCAUGAUCACCGAGCGCGUCGACAACGGUGCCUACACGUGCAAAGAGGCCUUCAUCGGCGACUUCAAGAGAAUGGUCGAGAACUGCGCCUUCUACAACGGGCUCGAGAGUGAGAUCGCCACCAAGGGCUACCGGUUGUGGGUGGCCAUGCUUGACGCCCUGCACACAGUCUGCUUCGACGACGACGAAGACGGUGAAGUCGACAGCAAUCGGGACAGUGACGUCAGUUCCGGUGCAGGCGCCGCGUGCUCGCCUGCCUCGAGACUGUACGUUCCGGAGCACGUGAGAAAGCCGAGACCGAACGCCAGCGACCAGCGGGAAGACGAGCGCACCAUGCCGAGGACUCUGCGCGCGAGCAGGAAGACGGCGGCGCAAAGGAAGAGCAGCCCGACCAGAGUCCAGGACGAGGCGGCCGAGGGCGAUGACGACGACGAGGACUUCGUGGCGCCCACAGUCAAGAGGCGCAGAGUAGGAAGGCCGCCGAAGGCGAGUAGGACAAGAGGCAGAAGGCGGGCCGCGUCGAAUGCGACCUCCCGUACGCCGUCAGUCGUCAAGAGUCCUGCACUCGAGGCACUGUCGAGGGCUACGCGCAAGGCUCUGGAGGACUCCGCCGACUUGACUUACGACAUCUGCCGCCUGAGCGGCGACUUCGAGGCGAACAGUGACGUGGCCGGCUACUUUCCCGAACUCAACAUCGCCGGCACACACAGCCACCCUUCCGACCUGCUUGCAAGGUUCGUGGGCUCACCGGAGGAAAGUGGUGGGUACACCAUCGCCGAAUCUCCGGAAGCAUCAUCGGAGAGUGAUUCGAACGACCGCAGCCGACACGUCAGCGGAGACUGCAGCAAUAACACGGAUGAACCGGUGAAUGCCACCGACGACGGUGAAGCAGGCGGAAAGCAAGUGGAUAGUCGUGACGAUUCGGGUUCCGACGGAAAUCGCAAUCCGGACUCAAAUGCUCCUGCGGCGGAAGUACAACACCUGGCGGGGGACACGGACACAACGCGCUCGGAUCGAAGCACAACGGAAGAUUUCGAUCGAGUUCUGGAAGAGACGACAACCACUGCAAGCACUGAAUUCCGAGUAAGCAGCAUCAGCAACGCAGCUGAAUGCGAAGAGCGAGUGAGUGACGUCUCUCGAGAAGGUGCGAAAGGUGGAGCGACGCAAGAGAUGGCACCGCCGAACACAGCCCGCCCGGGCACAAUGGCGUCGAGCAGCCCAUUCAUGGGCAACAGACAAGGAGCUUACGUACAGACGUCCGUUGCGACGCCUCCGAGGUGUCGCUCAGUUCCUCCUCUCCACUUCGUUGCUGUUAACAUGCGUCACGCAAUGAGAGUCCCCCGCUCGCCCGGUUCCUGUGGUCGCGACGACAGCGAUGCGAAUGCCACAGCUAGUGCGGAGCCUGCCGAAGAAGGUCGUUCGGCUGCGUCCUUAGGGAUUCGUGAGGACAGACCCAGCCUCGUUGAAAGUAGGGAAGCCAACGCCGAUCAUACAACGGCAAAGCCAGACGGAGAGUCAGAAAGCCGAGAGUUGAACAGCUGCAGAUCAGACGGUGAGACCGAAGUGACGAAAGACAGCUGCUCCGAUACUCUUUGUCAGGUCAUUGACGGAUGCACCGAUUCAACUGCUAGCACCGGCCACGUCGCCGCUGGUACGGACACCGACGCGAGAGAUAAGACCAUCGGGAUGUCGUCGGAAGGAAGCGAAGAAACCAUCUUGCAGUCUGUGCACAGUGAGAAAACGACUGAAGAACAGGCGGGUGCAUCACUUCCCGCUGGCAAUCUUUCUCCGGAGCGCAUCCAGGUGAGGGAUCGAUGGAUUACAAGGCUCCAGGGUGACCUCCAGGGAGCUGAGCAAGAGUUCUACUGCGGACUGGAUAGCCCAAAGUCAAGCUUCAGCUUUUCGUCUGGAUACCUUAGCGAAGAGGCCCUGUCGCCAUCCAUGCGGUAUCACAGCAGCUCGAGUCCGCUCCCUCAACUGUCUCCGUCUCGCCUGUCUCCGCUGCCUCCAUUCGGGGCGCCGACGCCGCUGCAGAAGAUGUCCGCCCUAGUCGCCGAGAUACCGUCUCCGACCAAGAGGUACGGCGCCUUCUUCCCGUCUCCGUUUGUGCCGCCAACUACGUCUGUCAGCGCCACGUGUGGUGGCGGAGAUCAACUUCGAGACGGCAGAGACGGCGUGGCGUUUAGGGUGACAGAACUGCAUGCUAAGCAAGAUGUUAAGCAAGAGUAAUCGUCAGAAGCCGGUGAUUCCAGCAUUUCUAAACGAGGUUUCUACGACUCUGCCACCCUGUUGCCCCAAUGUGCUGAUGCUCUCUCAUGACUUUCAGUAUUCAUUAAACUAUCUCUCUCU
Molecule: messenger RNA, 2514 nt
Organism: Dermacentor silvarum
Lineage: Eukaryota; Metazoa; Arthropoda; Arachnida; Ixodida; Ixodidae
Exons: 7
Coding region: 1-2394 (797 amino acids)
Biological process (GO): positive regulation of transcription by RNA polymerase II; chromatin remodeling
Cellular component (GO): histone acetyltransferase complex
Molecular function (GO): histone H3 acetyltransferase activity; protein binding
Source: RefSeq, a predicted model, not a curated record